Molecule: messenger RNA, 4086 nt
Organism: Entamoeba invadens IP1
Lineage: Eukaryota; Evosea; Mastigamoebida; Endamoebidae
Product: protein serine/threonine kinase, putative
Exons: 1
Coding region: 1-4086 (1361 amino acids)
Biological process (GO): protein phosphorylation
Molecular function (GO): protein kinase activity; ATP binding
Source: RefSeq, a predicted model, not a curated record
AUGACGUUGUUUAUUAAAUUUCUUGUUGUUGUUUUGACUGGUGGAUAUCAAUGCGACUGCACACAAAUCAACUCCAGCAUUAAAAAUGGAUUUAUUCCUACGAGUUGUUCAAAUUUUCCAAACACAUAUUCGUACUGUUUUAACAAUAAUUUCAAUUUUGAUGAUUACUUAAACACUUUUGAAGAUGUUUACAUUCUUCAAAACAUAGAAUUUACAAACAUUGGCUUUAAAUAUUGGCAAAAUAUUAAUGCAACCACACUCUUUGAAAACGUCAGUUUAAUCAUUUCAAGUCCUUUACACUUCAACAAAACUCUAAAUAUAGAGAAUGGUGCUGUCAUCAAUGUUAUUAACAAUAAACCAUUAUUUGGUGUAUUUUCUGAAGCGGGAUAUCUUAAUCUUACAAAUCCGGAACUGAACAAGCCAAGAAUUAUAUCGUGGAACUCGACCUAUAUUCACCUCAACAGAAACUAUAGAGAAAGACUUGAUUUCCAAAUAUUAAAUCCAAUAAGUAAUACAAAGUGUUUUGAUGUGUUUUCCCUCAACAAUCAAAGCAAUUUGGAUGUUGGUACGACAGAGAAUCAUAUUUCUUCUGCUAUGUUUGAAUAUUCAUACAAUUUUACAGAUGGGAAGGGGUAUUUGAUAUCAAAUAAAAAGUUGAUUCGAUUCUGUCCAAAUGGUAUACAACUUGACACAAAUGUCAUCUGCACAUUGAAGAAAGAAAUGUACACCAACGACAGCCCAACAACAAUGGAAAGUUAUUUCGACUAUCCACAUUGUCCCUGUAAUUCAGACACCACUGUUAACUGCAAGUUAAAGUUUUCAAAAACGUAUAACACGUAUAAUAUGUCCGAUUUUGAUAUUUCAAAUUCGGAAUUGCUUGUUGACAGAGAUAUUAAAGUAACAAAUCUUAAAAGAGUGAAACAACUGACAAUAAAUAAUGACACCAAACUCAAUAUUUCUGCGCACUUUGACAAUACAAUAUUUUCAUUUUCAUUUGGAGUGUUGACAAAUGGGGUGUAUGGAGAUAAAUAUAUUACUGAUGCAUCAUUACAAUAUCACACGUCUUCCAAUACAUUGGAGUGCAUGGGAAACUUCAACUACAGCAUUUCUCUCAUUAAAGAAAUUCAAUUUUUCCAAAUAGAAUGUCCAAGUACUAUUGAAGUUCUGAAUUUGUAUGAAAAUACGAGUGUGGUGAUUGUAAAAAGCACAUCUUUGUAUCAAAUAAACAAAAUACAAUUUAGUCAGUAUGGCACAAGUUACACAGUGAUGGAUAAUCCAUCAAACAAUAAAAUACUUGAGGGAUGUAUUCUCAUUGAAUUAACAAAAGAUAAAACAAUUUGUUUGUUGUGUGGUGAAAGUUAUCAACUUAUUGAUGGAAAAUGUCUUCCUGUUGAUGAGAAAUGUCAAAUUUGGAAUUUGAAUGGCAUUUGUACGUUGUGUGUUUGCGGUUUUGUUUUGAAUGAAAAUCACAUAUGUAUAUCUUCGGAUAACUGUUCAAUUGGAACUACCACAGAGUGUUACAAAUGCCAAAACGGUUAUAUUCGGAACAACAACAAUUGUUAUAAAGAAGAUAGGUGUGUUUUAUCAAACGAAUAUUUGUGUUUACAUUGUAGUGAAGGAAACACAGAAGCAAAUUGUGAGGCGUGUGUUGACACAAAUUGUCAGCUCUGUGAAUCAGAGAAAUGUAUUUUUUGUGACAUGGGAUUUGUAAUCAACUCUGUUGGAAUAUGUGAAAGCCAAAACAACGGGUUGACUGUUGGCGUUUCGACUAUUUGGUGUAAGAACACUUUUUACAUUGAAAAUGAAAGUUGUACCAGUUGUUCAAAUAAAUACGAACACUCUCAAUUGUGUGAUAAAACACGUGUUGUUUCGUGUCAACCAAAUUACAGACAAGACGAAGAUGGACUUUGCAUAGCAACGAUGUGUACAAAUAAAACAACGAUAGACCAAAACGGACUCUGCCAAACAGAUAUAAAAAGUUGUGUGUUCAUUGUAAACAACAAAUGUGUUGAAUGCGAAAAUACCUUUAUUCUUAAUGACAACAAAAGUUGUAUUAAAACAUCACAUAAUAAUAAUUCAACAAAUUGUAUCUCAUUUAACAAAUAUGGGUGCGUUUCUUGUGCAGUCGGGUAUUACCUAUUAAAUGCUGAAUGUAAUUUAUGUUCCGAGAAUUGCACCAGUUGUGUAGAGAGUGACACAAUGUGUCUUUCAUGCAAGUCUGGAUUUUAUCAAGGUGAGAAUUACACGUGUUUGCCAAGCACGGACUUGUUGAGUAAAUGCAACAAAAUAUCUACAAUAACAAAUGGGUGUUAUCAAUGCAAAGAUGGGUAUUACAGAGUUGGUAUGAAUUGUUAUGAGUGUCUUUUGAAUUGUUCAGCAUGCAACACAAAAGAUAAAUGUUUGACUUGCAAUUUGACAAAUUACAAGACACAAAGUGGUAAGUGUUUACCACAGAACAAUAUUGUUGGGUGUGCUGUCGAAGUCACACAAAAUGGGUGUAAAAAGUGUCUAGAUGGGUAUUACAAUGUUAAUUACAAUGAAUGUGAAAAAUGUAAUGACAACUGCACAACAUGCACAAAACACGAUAAAUGCACAUCAUGUUUUGAAAAUAUGGUAUUAUAUGAAAAUGGACUCUGCUAUGACAUUUCAUUUGUAUCAAAUUGUGUUGCUGUCUCAAAUUCAAAAUGCUCCAGAUGCACAUUCUGGCACUCGACAAAUGAUAAUGGUACACUUUGUAACAAGAAGGCGGUCUGGUGGGUACUUUUUAUUGUAGUGUUGUUUGUAAUUAUUGUGAUGGCAGCUGUGAUAACAUCAAUUGUAUUUGUUGUGUAUUUUAUUGAGAAGAAAAUGCGACAAAAGAAGAUUAAAAAGACAGCAACACUCUUCAAAAUGAGUCGGUCCAACAUCACAUUUGUAUCGCUUGAUGAUGAUGUUGUAGUCAAUAAAACAGAAAUUUCGUUUGGUGAGGACGUCGAUGUUAACGUACAACAACGAGAACUUUUAUGUGUUGGCAACACAUCAAAGCACAAUAUGAAAAUCCAAAUCACAACUAAAAGUGCAACAGUUGAGAAAUACAUAUUUGAGUCAAAUCCAAAGAUAGUAAUGUUGCCAAGUGGCGAGGCGUGUGAGUUUGAGAUAUUACUGACUUUGAAAUGCACAACUAAAAUGGAUGAGAGUGUUGUGUUGGUUACAAACUCAUUCACAAAAAGAAACCCCAAUUUAAAAGAAAUGAAAAUUACAGCAACUUCAAAAUUGACAACACGACUCGAUCCAGACGAGUUGGUAGAAGACAAGAAACUUGGCGAAGGUUCGUUUGGAAUUGUUUUUAAAGGAAUGUUCAGAAACAAUGUUGUUGCAAUUAAAAAGAUGAAAAUCAACACUGAAGAUGAUUCUCAAAAAAUUGAGUUUGAUAAGGAAGUAGAGAUGUUGGACAAAUUUAGAAGUGAGUAUAUUGUCCACUUUUAUGGCGCAGUCUUUAUACCAAACAAGAUAUGUAUGGUCACCGAAUUUGCACAAUUUGGGAGUUUACAAGACUUGAUGAAACACAAAAGAAGUGAUGAAGUCAACAUGGAGUUACGAGUGAAAUAUAUAAGAGAUGCUGCUAAAGGUAUUUCAUAUUUACACACAAAUGGGAUAUUACACAGAGACAUCAAACCAGACAACAUUUUGAUAUUUUCACUUGAUAUAAACGAAAAAGUGAACGCCAAAUUGACUGAUUUUGGAAGCGCUAGAAAUGUCAAUAUGAUGAUGACUAACAUGACAUUCACAAAUGGAAUUGGUACACCAAUUUAUAUGGCACCUGAAGUGCUUAACAAAGAACACUACAAGAAACCUGCUGAUGUUUUUUCAUUUGCAAUAACUAUGUAUGAAGUCUUUGGGUGGAAUUAUGCAUAUCCAAAAGAAACAUUCAAAUUUCCAUGGAAAAUUGCUGAGUUUGUGACAUUAGGAAAACGACUUCAAAAAAAAGAUAAUAUACCAGAGAAGUUGUACCAAAUAAUAGAAAAGUGUUGGAAACAAAAUCCGAAUGAGAGAAUGACUAUCAUAGAUUUGAUUGACUUAAUUCAAAAAGAAUAUAAUAUUUUAUAA